Talaromyces stipitatus ATCC 10500 is the source of this 458-nucleotide messenger RNA. RefSeq lists its product as uncharacterized. Lineage: Eukaryota; Fungi; Ascomycota; Eurotiomycetes; Eurotiales; Trichocomaceae. The transcript has a single exon. The record is from RefSeq and is a predicted model, not a curated record. Gene Ontology annotation, molecular function: catalytic activity. The annotation marks the transcript as partial.
AUCUAAUAGCUAUGAUACUACAACUCCCAGACCAGACAGUGCUAGUAGUGUUAGUCUAUGUAGAGGGAAACAGUGAGGAAGUAUUGACAUCCGCUAUUAGAUUGCUACGCAGCCUAGUAGCGGAUAUCCAGGGUAGGGGAGGAAUAUGGAUAGAUGUGUUGAUAAUAGGAGACUUCAAUAGGCAUAACCAACUCUGGGGAGGAGAUGAGAUAUCUUCUGCAAGACAGAGAGAGGCCGAUAAUCUGAUUAACUAUAUGAGCGAAAACUCUCUACACAGCCUCCUACCUAGAGGCACAAAAAUAUGGCAAUUAGGGGAUAGAGAGAUAAUAAUCGACUUAGUUCUAGCAUUAAUAGAGCUAGCAGAAGAGAUGAUACAGUGUAGUAUACACUAUAUAAAUCAUGGAUCAGAUUAUCAAGUAAUUGAGACGGAGUUUGAUAUAUCAGUUCUAGAUCGACCA